Diachasma alloeum is the source of this 3503-nucleotide messenger RNA. It is a transcript of the gene stau, whose product is annotated as double-stranded RNA-binding protein Staufen homolog 2. The record is from RefSeq and is a predicted model, not a curated record. The coding region runs from base 205 to 2679 and encodes 824 amino acids. The transcript has 8 exons. Lineage: Eukaryota; Metazoa; Arthropoda; Insecta; Hymenoptera; Braconidae.
UACAAUAUCAAAAUGGCCGCAUUUUAGUCUUCAGUGAUACGACUCUCUUUGCUGUUUGCCAAUAAGCUAAAACGGAAUUCAUUAACAAUAAAUAAUAACUUGCGGGUUAACCAGUGGCAUAGUUUAUCAUCAGUGGUGGGUUAUCGAGUUGAUCUACUCGUUGAUAGGAGCAUCAGUGAUAAACUUCAAUAGUGAGACAUUCGGAUGAUGUUACGGCAUCAGCAUCACUCGAUGCAAAAUCAGUUGAGAGAUCAGAACAGGAUGGCUGGAGGUACGCGUCAGAUGCCGCAGGGGAACAUGAUGCCACCGCAUCAGCCACCCCCUCACAUGCAUCUGCAUAGGGGUGUCCAUGCGCCCCAUCAUCAGCAGAUGAUCUCCCAGCCCAUGCAUCACAUACAGCACACUGGCCCGAGGCAGCCACUCCUGAUCGGUACAAACGUACAGAAUCCGAAUGGAUAUUGGCGCGUUUUAACCUUCUCCCUCGUACUGGUACUCGCAAGUGGUGGUGUGGAAGCGAAGUCACAUCGAUCAAUGUUAGACUUUACCCUCGAUAAUUUGGAUCUGUUGUUCGGACCAACGGGGUGCAUUGAAGGCACCCUGGUAAGCAUCGACGGGAACAGACAGACGGAUGGUGGUGUAGUACUGCAAGGUCAAACAGUCGUGCAGUAUACCCACCAAGGAUCCCACCAACAGCCCCAACAAAAUCAGCAGCUCCCCCAGUCCUCAAACCCCGACUCAAAGUCCCCAAACCAGGAAAGCCCCCACUCUCGGGAUCACAGUCCGUCCGACAAGAAUCACGCCAAUGCCACCAACAACUUGGCAAACAUGAAAGAGAAGACACCAAUGUGCUUGGUAAACGAACUAGCUCGUUUUAACAAAAUUCAGCAUCAGUACAGACUCACAAAUGAACAAGGUCCAGCUCACAAAAAGCGUUUCACAGUAACAUUGAAAUUGGGUGAAGAGGAGUACGUGGCUGAUGGUCCCAGUAUAAAAAAGGCUCAGCACAGUGCAGCAACAGAGGCAUUAACAAAAACCUGGUACAGACAGCCACCGCCCAAACCGAGAGGCAUGAGAAUUCACCAGGGUAAGAGUCCCACAGGUACAGGAAAUUUUACAGGACAUUUACCCCCGACAGUUGAACUAAAUGCAUUAGCAAUGAAGAGGGGAGAACCCACUAUUUACACAUUUAAGCACGCACCACCAGCCAACCCCCAGCCAUUUGUGAGCCACCAGUACGGAAACAUUCCUAAUCACCUGAGAAUCUUCAACCCACCCUAUCCACAGAUGAACCGCCCAUACCACCCUAAGUCCGAGGGUCUUUUCUUAGUGACAUUGAAAGUUGGGGAGAGAGAGUUCAUUGGAAAAGGGGUGACUGCCCAGGCGGCUAGACACGAUGCGGCGAGCAGAGCACUCGAGCAACUGCGACAGCUGCCACUUCCUGAAGAAGUCAGCACAACUGUCACUGAGAAUGGAACGACAACAGGUGUUGAGGAUCCCAAUGCUGAGCUGAAGAGUCCUGUUUCUUUGGUACAUGAGACUGCUUUGAAGAGGGGACUCUCGGUGAGUUUUGAGGUGGUUUCAGAAAGUGGAAAGCCACACAUUAGAACAUUUACGACUAAAUGUAUUGUUGGAGAGAAAGUGACUCUUGGGGAGGGAUCAUCGAAGAAGGUUUCGAAGAAACGAGCAGCUGAACUCAUGCUUGAUGAACUUAAGAGACUUCCUCCCAUACCUGGCAGUAUGCAGAAUAGAGCAAUCAGGCUGAAGAGAAAACCACCGGCCACUAAGAAGAAGUCACGUAAUUUGAUUAAGGAUUAUCAAGAGCCUAGAUCUGAGACGGAAACAUCGGACGAUGUUAAUCCGAUAUCGCGUUUAGUACAAAUACAACAGGCUAAGAGGGAGCGAGAACCAGUUUACACGUUGAUUGAGGAGAAGGGUGCACCGAGGAGGCGGGAAUUUCUCAUGGAGGUCUCGAUAGGGCAGCAUUCGGCGCAAGGGAUUGGACCGAAUAAAAAAUUGGGGAAACGUGCCGCUGCCGAGGCACUUUUAGCGCAGUUGGGGUACAGUAAACCGCAGACCCAACCAACUAAGCCGUCGAUCAAGACUGCGGACAGCGACAAUUCUACUUCUGAGAGUAAACCGAGGAAGGUGACUUUUUUGGAGGAUGAUCUUAAGGUGCAGACACAGGAGGAGCCGCAGAGUCAUGGGGGUUCACUUGGACGUCAGUUAGUGCCAGGUCUAUUACUGGUAGACGGUGGACAAGACUCUAAAUUAAAUUCCGGUCCAAGUGUUCAAGCAGUGGCUGAAGAGCUUCGAGAGCAGCAACAGAGCAGCCCCUCUGGUAUUUCUCCAAAGGAGCAAUUGAAGUACCUAGCCCAGUUGCUGAACUUCGAGGUUGAAUUCAGUGAUUUUCCAAAGACUUUUCAGGGCGUGUACAAGGAGUAUCUCUCGCUGGUCUCCCUCAGCACUGAUCCACCCCAAGUCUGUCAUGGUCAUGGCCCAACGACCAGUGCCAGUCGUGACCAGGCUGCACUGACAGCCCUCUGCACUCUCAGCAAACUCGGUCUCGACAGUGUCACCAACACCCAGAACAAGAAGGACAAAGCAGCGACUAAUGAUGCCAUCAAUCAUAUUAAUAAUCAGGCGAAGCAUAAUGUUCUUAAUCAAGCGAUCGAGAAGUAACCAAGCAAAAUGGCUUCCUCAAUGCACAAACCCCUCGUGCAUCUAAUGCUUUCAUUCUUGGAGUUUGUACCAACUUAUUUGUGUUCAACUCUAGCCCCAUCGUCUCUUGAAUUGUAACUUAUGAAUUGAUACCAUUAAACGUUUUAUGAAAUGGAGAAGACAAAAUAGUAAUUAGAGGUAAUAAUCUACGAUUCGCCUUCUUUGUUGCUUUAUGAUUUACCAGCAAAAUUGAAUCUGAAUUUUGCACAAUAACAAUUAUAAAACAACGCCCUGAACCGUAGUCUAUCACCGCAAAUUGAGGAAAUGAACGAGCAAAAUUUAAAUAGGUAAAUGGGGAAUUUCUUGUAACGAUUUAUGAUAAAUGAUAAUGUUAUAGAGCACUUUUUUGGAUGACCCCGGAUGCCUCUGUUUCGAGGUAAGGAAAUCAGGGACAGUAAAAUGAUUAUCGUCGGUAUUUCUCAUGGAAAUAGUUUAUUGUUUUUUUAAUGAUGCUUUUCCCUUAUUUCCUCACUGCAUCAGAGGGGGGAUGGACGAGUGUUUAUUGGAAAUUACCCGGUGUUAUCCAAACCAGUCUUAUUAUUAUUCGUAUAAGCCUAAUAAAUUAAAUGAAAAAUAAAAUGAAAAGGAAGAAAAAUAAAAGGUCAGCGCAGAUGCUAGACUUUUGCCAAGAAAUACAUGUGUAUAGAAGGAUUUAUUUAACCCCAUGUUACCUUUAAUUACUCUCAUUUAUGGAUUGUCGAGGUAUUUCACUAUGUUUUGACCUGUAUUAGUUGUAAUCAUAUGCUGGAUUCCCGAUGAAUAAAUUCACACACACAGAUUUUAUA